CAUUUCUUACACACACCAACAGCCAACCCACAUCUCACCCCUUUCCCUUCUUCUCUCCCUUCCUCCUCCUCCGCCUCCUCCUCCUCUUUAUAAAUCUCUCCCUCUCCGUCAUGUGCCUUCUCUCUUCAUCCUCCCUCUCCUCCUCCUCCCUUUCCCUUUUGGAUAGCCAGAAAGAUUUAUAUAUAGGAGGGAUUGGAUUGGAUUGGAUGUGAACAGUUCGACCUCCACCACCCUCUCUUCUGCUUCCCUCUUCCAUCUAGAGCUGGAUGAGUUGGGCGGAAACGGUGGAGGAAAAAGCAAGCAUUAAAGUCGACGAUUCCAUCUUUUAUUUUCUUUAUUUGUUUAUUAUUGGUGGUGGUGUCGUCGUCGUCGAUCGGUUGAUCCAAUAAGGAGAGCAGAGCAGAGCGGAGGAGGAGGAGGAGGAGGAGGAGGAGGAGAUUGGUGAUCGCGAUCUUCUUAUUUGUGGAAUCCUACUAUGCCGCCUCGCAGAUCUUAGACGCGCCUCUACGAUCUCUUCUCACCUUCGCAUCUGACGCGCCAGCUUCAGAUCGAAAAGAGAAUGCAGACGGAUCUUGGGAAGCUGUUCAUUGGCGGGAUUUCCUGGGACACCAAUGAGGACCGUCUCCGGGAGUACUUCAGAAGCUACGGCGAGGUUGUGGAGGCUGUGAUCAUGAAGGACCGGAACACUGGCCGUGCUCGUGGUUUUGGGUUCGUUGUCUUCUCCGACCCAGCCGUGGCUGAGCGAGUCGUCAUGGAAAAACACAUGAUUGAUGGCAGGAUGGUUGAGGCUAAGAAGGCUGUUCCAAGGGAUGACCAACAGAUCCUUAACAGAAAUGCUAGCAGUGUCCAUGGCUCUCCAGGUCCUGGUCGUACCAAGAAAAUAUUUGUGGGUGGCUUGCCAUCUACUAUAACAGAGAGUGAAUUCAAGAAGUACUUCGAUCAGUUUGGAACAAUCACUGAUGUUGUAGUGAUGUAUGAUCACAACACCCAGAGGCCUAGAGGAUUUGGUUUCAUCACAUAUGACUCAGAGGAUGCAGUGGAUAAGGUGCUUUAUAAAAGUUUUCAUGAGUUGAAUGGUAAGACUGUUGAGGUCAAGAGAGCUGUGCCUAAGGAACUCUCCCCAAGCCCCAAUAUGCGCUCUCCUAUUGGUUCAUAUAACUAUGGACUUAAUAGGACAAACAACUUUCUCAAUGGCUAUACUCAGGGAUAUAAUCCAAGCUCAUUUGGUGGAUAUGGAAUGAGGAUGGAUAGUAGAUUAGGUCUUCCUAGUAGUGCAAGAAACAGCUUCCCUUCAUACAAUCCUAGUUUUGGUAUGGGAAUGAAUUUUGAACCGAGUUUGAUCCCAAGCAUUGGUGGGAAUUCCAAUUUUGGCAACAACAUUGGGUAUGGGCGUGGUUUGAACCCUUAUUACAGUGGAAACUCCACUAGGUUCAACAAUCUGAUUGGUUAUAGUGGUGGUAGUUCAAACACUAAUUCAUUUUUCAGCUCAAUGCCUCGUAAUGCAUGGGGUAGUGGUGGCCUUAAUUAUACUACGAAUUCUGCAAGUUCCAAUGCCUACAUGUCCCAUGACAAUGGGAAUCUUGGUGGAUUUGGAAGUAAUGCUUUAAACUGGGGUAGUACUACUCCUAUCCCAUCUCAAGUUGAAGGGAACACUUCAAGUUACACUAGUGGGAAUCUUAGUUAUGGAGGUGCUGACAAUAAUUUUGACCUAGUCAAUGGAGGUUUCAGAAGGAACAAUGGCCCUAGUGCUUUGAAAGCUUCCCGUGCUGGAUCAAAUGGUGGAUUCGAAGAAUCCUAUCCAGAACUCUAUGGUCACAGUUCAGUUUAUGGAGAUCCAACUUGGCUGUCUCCAUCUUCUGAAUUUGGAGGUACUAGUUCAUUUGACUAUGCACUAGAUAAUGUGCCUUCAGAUAUUAUAGGCAAGGGCUCUGCAGGUUUCCUGGGUGAUUAUAACAUUACCAAUAGACAACCAGAUAGAGGAAUUGCUACAUAAAGCCAUAUUUUCCCAGGAUCUAAGAACAUCAAUAGAUGAACAAUCAUGAAGUCAAAUUCAUGGCUUUGAAUUUUACAUAUCUCAUAAAUUGUGUCGGUUAAUUUAAUAGUGCUAAUCAGGGCAGUGGUCAAAAAAAAAAAAAAAUAGAUUCAGAAGAUUCAAAAUAAAGAUUAUUGUGUUGAGGUUUGCACUUCAAGUUUCCUUCCAUUUGUUAAGUAGGUUUUGUUUCAGCAUUUGAUUGAGAUGUAAUCUUACUGCGGGAUGCAUUCAGAAUCUUUCGGAUUUAUGCAACUGAUGUUGCAAGUAAACCAAGUAAUCCUUCUGAAAAAAUGGAAAACAGCAAACUAUUGUAACACCUGGCAAAAAUGUUGCUUCAUGAAUUGCCAGGCUUCAAUUUUCUUUUCUUUUCUUUUUCAAAUUGUUUGUCGUUUGAGAUGUACCAAGGAUUUGUUUGAUUUUGUUAGCUUGGAAUUUACAGGGAUACUUUGUGUUCCCAAAAUAACUGUUACAUAUUGUGAUUCAUUCUAAAAUAUAGAGGUUCGUUGGUCA
Zingiber officinale is the source of this 2542-nucleotide messenger RNA. RefSeq names its product heterogeneous nuclear ribonucleoprotein 1-like. The record is from RefSeq and is a predicted model, not a curated record. NCBI's taxonomy places the organism in Eukaryota, Viridiplantae, Streptophyta, Magnoliopsida, Zingiberales, Zingiberaceae. Bases 560 to 1993 code for a protein of 477 amino acids. The transcript has 4 exons. Gene Ontology annotation, molecular function: RNA binding.